GGAGCAACUAGAAAGACGGAAGUAUUGGUCUUGUGAUGGCGCAUCACUGAUCACUCACGCGCACUACGUGCAAGGGAAGAAGAAAGCUAGGAAGAAGAAAUGGCGCAACGUCUGAGCUCAAAGCUGGCGCAGAAGCUGCUGAAAGGAAGCUCCAUCGGCAAGCAAGCCGGGUCCAAAUCAGUGCAGAAUGGGAACCUCGAGUCUGCGCUGUCAAAAAGCAAUCUGAAACCACCUGAUGCGGUGGUGGCAAAGGGUGUAGAAGCGGGCAAAGCAGGCAGGUGGCACAGUGUUGAGCCAGUCGAUGGUUUCGAAUCACAGGUCACAUCAAGGGGGUUGUUUGGUCGAGACACGUUUCCUUCAAUUGCAUCAACGUCAGGCAGAGGUUUUGCCUCGAGUGCGUGGCCUGAACUCCCAUCACCGCAAUCUAUGGCCCCGAAGUAUAUCAAAAAGGGGCUGACGUGGAGAAGAGCAAUUGCUGCUGCCACCAUCUCAAGCUUGCUAGGGACCAUGGUUUAUGCAUCAACUAGGGACGAAGCCACUCUCAGCUCAUGGCUCUUUGAAGGGGCCGACUUCUUCUCUCCCUUCUUCCGCCUCCUCGACCCCGAAACCGCGCACCGCCUCGCUGUCCUCUCCGCCUCCUGGGGCCUCCUCCCGCGGGAGAAGCGGCCAGAUCCCCCCGAGCUGGCCAUCACAGUCUGGGGGCGGCGGUUCACUAACCCGAUUGGGUUAGCGGCAGGGUUUGACAAGGACGCCGAGGCUGUGGAGAACCUGAUACUAGUCGGGUUUGGGCACGUGGAGGUUGGGUCGGUCACGCCGCUGCCGCAGCCAGGGAACCCGAAGCCGCGCGUGUUUAGAAUACCCGAGGAGCAGGCGGUGAUUAACCGGUACGGCUUCAACAGCGAGGGCAUCGUGGCGGUCGCGCAGCGCCUGGGCGCGCGGCAUGGUCGGCAAAAGCUACAGGGCUCGGGGGGGGACCCCAAGGAACUCGAAGGAACGCACUUUGACUCAAAAACGCAAAAAGGGGUGCUCGGUGUGAACCUGGGCAAGAACAAGGACAGCCCCGACGCGGGAGCUGACUACGUGCAAGGGGUGCACACGCUGAGCCAGUACGCGGACUAUCUGGUGAUCAACAUCUCGUCGCCGAACACGCCGGGGCUGCGCAAGUUGCAGGGGCGCAAGCAGUUGCAGGAGCUCAUCCGCAGGGUCCUGGCUGCGCGAGACGAGAUGCAGUGGGGCGAGGACGGACCCCCCCCGCUCCUAGUUAAGAUCGCCCCCGACCUGGCGCGCGCCGACCUGGAAGACAUCGCCGCCGUCGCGCUCGCGGUGCACCUGGACGGGCUCAUCAUUUCCAACACCACCAUCAGCCGCCCCGAGUCGAUCCAAGGGCACGCCAACGGCAACGAGACGGGGGGCCUCAGCGGCCCCCCCCUGCUGGAGAUGUCGACGGACGUGCAGGCGCAGAUGUACAAGCUGACCAAGGGGAAGGUCCCGCUGGUCGGGUGCGGGGGGGUGAGCAGCGGGCGCGACGCGUACAAGAAGAUCCGCGCGGGGGCGUCGCUCGUGCAGCUGUACACUGCGCUGGUGUACAAGGGGCCGAAGCUGCUGCCGGAUAUGAAGAAGGAGCUGGUGGAAUGCUUGAAGGCUGACGGGUUCAAGAGCAUCGAGGAAGCGGUUGGCGCGGAUUUCCGGUAGCACUGGCAAGGAUCAGAACCCGUGACAAGCUCGUGUCCUACUUUAUGAGAACUCUUCCUACGAGGUCCCUUACACUUGAAGCCUGCAUUUCCUUUUCAGCAUGAUCGUCAAAGGUCCGCCAGAUGACGUAUUGCCUUGCCCAUUCCUAGCAUGGGCAUCCAGGGAGCAACGCUUCCGCUUGCAGCGAGUGACUUGCGACGAAGUUGAAGGGGCCCACUACGCUUGCCCGAAGAUAUGCAGCGUGCAAGUACUCCAUUCUAC
This is a messenger RNA of Klebsormidium nitens, 1953 nucleotides long. NCBI's taxonomy places the organism in Eukaryota, Viridiplantae, Streptophyta, Klebsormidiophyceae, Klebsormidiales, Klebsormidiaceae. The record is from the annotation of a GenBank genome assembly.